AUGGCCGACCCUCUUUACGAGCUGCUCGCUCCGUACUUCGACAAUGCUGAAUCACCGCCGGCGCCGCGAGACCUUCAAACAAGUGGCUACUUGACGCGACUCAGCACCCUCUCCUUCGCCGACCUCACUUCCACUGAGCCAGCUUCCCUGCUGCAAUCCGCUCAGUCCCACCUACGCAACCUCCAGGCACUGUCGAAGCGAUCACACAAAGCUGUCAUCUCCUCGUCCCAACACCUCAGCAAUCUCUCAGCUCUCCUUCCAUCCCUCGGUUCACAAGCACAGGCGUUGAGUCAAGAUGUCCCAGCUUUGGAGACUGCAGCCACGAAGUUCGCAGAGAAAUAUGACAGAAGUACAGAGAAUGCAGUACUGGAUAGGCGGAAACGGGCGGCAUUGCUGUCUCGCAAUGUGGACAGGAUAUCCGAUGUGCUAGACCUCCCGUCACUGCUAUCUUCUACAGUAGCGGCUGCACAGAAUGCUGGCGCAGGAGGCUCUGGAGCAGCCAGUUCCACCACUUCGUAUGCGUCUGCACUCGACUUGCAUGCGCAUAUCAAGCGAUUGAAAGCGCUGUACCCUCAGUCGGAUCUGAUCGCCAGUAUCCAGACGCAGUCAGAGGACGAGAUGCAGAAUCUCGCGACCAUUCUGAUAACUUCCUUGCACAGCCCUUCACUGAAACUCGCUGCAGCCAUGCGUACCAUUGGCCUUUUGAGACGAGUGGCACCGGAGUUAGGAGAAGACGACUUCUUCAUCUCUACACCGGCCGCUCUGUCAACAAAGUCGUUGAACUUGUCGCCCAAUGCUACAAACAAUGAUGGUGCUCUAGGAUCGCUGCUUUUAAUCUGCCGCCUGCAUACGAUGCACGCGACGUUGGAUGCACUGGAACCCUUACGAGAAUUGGCAGAUCAAGAAACGAUACAACGACAGGCACCUAACGGCAAGGCCAACAAACAACAGACAUCUAAUUCGACCUCUCUCGGAACGCAAAGCGAACGAUACCUGAAACGAUACAUCGAGAUUUUCCGAGAACAGAGUUUUGCAAUCCUCAGCAUGUACAAAAGUAUAUUCCCGGGCAACCUACCUGAACCCGAUCCGAGCACUGCCGAGGAGAGUCACAAACCUCAACAAAUUCACGACCCGUUACUGCCGCUACCAUCCCCCGUUUCGUCGUUCACGCUUCACCUUGUCGAUAUGCUGGAGAAAACUCUGCGCGAGUACCUUCCUAAUGUCGGCGACGAGUCUGCCAGGGAAUCCUUGCUCACGCAGGUUUUGUACUGCGGAAGUAGCCUGGGUCGUCUAGGAGCUGAGUUUGGCAUGGUGGUAGCACUUCUUGAGGAGGACAUGGCGGAAGAAGUAGACCUUGCCGAAGACGAGGAGAAGGAGCCUGAAUGGGUGGCUGUCAUGAAGAAGCAUCGUGUUCAGGCUAGCAGGCUGGAAGUACUAGCCAGGGGUGUGGGAACAAACAGGAAGACGAGCAUGGACGUUCAGUCGCCGUCGUCUGCCCUGCCAGCUUGA
Molecule: messenger RNA, 1509 nt
Organism: Zasmidium cellare ATCC 36951
Lineage: Eukaryota; Fungi; Ascomycota; Dothideomycetes; Mycosphaerellales; Mycosphaerellaceae
Exons: 1
Coding region: 1-1509 (502 amino acids)
Biological process (GO): cytoplasm to vacuole targeting by the Cvt pathway; intra-Golgi vesicle-mediated transport
Cellular component (GO): COG complex
Source: RefSeq, a predicted model, not a curated record